AUGAGGCUGGGCGCAAUCCAUGUCCCGCUGAAUUGGCGCCUCGCCCGGCCCGAGCUCGCGAAGCUGUUGGCCGACUGCACCCCGACCAUUCUCUUUACAGAUCACGACGAUCUACCGGAACUGCCUCUUGGCUGUCGCUACAUUGGGUUUUUGACAUUCUGUGCGAGCGUGGAUGCCGCAGAGCCUGGCCCUCGGCUGGAAGCGCGGCCUUUCAUUUUGAUAGAAGUCGAUACGGGGAGCGUCUUCUUGUGCGACGGUCCUAUGUUCUACUUUAUGGGGCUCGUCGCCCAGAUAUGGCCCUCGCUUAUGAGAGGUGGCACCUUUAUCGUCUUUUCCAAAUUUCAACCGGAAAUAACUAAUGUCCGCCUGAGCGAUGCCGGACUCGGCGUUACUCACUACUUUUGUGUGCCUCAGAUGGCCGAGGCUCUUGCCGGCGUAUCAAAUUUCACCCUAUCAGCAUGGUCAGCCUUGAAAGCCCUCUUUACUGGUGGUGCGCCUAACCCUCUAGCUAGGAUUAAGUGGUGGCUGGGUCGUGGGGUCCGAAUGGUGGAUGGCUAUGGAUCGACUGAAAUGGGGACGUGCUCUGGAAUGCCGCUGUUAGCAGAGCUUAUUAGUAGUAAGGCCGGUUUAGUGGGUCUUCCGGGCCCGUUGACGGCGGUCCGAGUUGUGGACGGAGGUGACCAGGAAGUUCCCGUUGGUGAGCCUGGUGAGAUAUUAGUCUCAGGCCCGAGCGUCACGCCGGGCUAUUGGAAUCGACUAGACGAUAAUAUGGUUGCUUUUACUGAAGACGGCUGGUUUCGGACUGGGGAUAUCGGGCGGGUCGACGAGGGGGGCUAUAUUUUUCUUAUCGAUAGGCGCAAGAACAUGUUCAUAUCUGGGGGAGAGAAUGUGUAUCCCGCCGAAGUUGAGGCUGUACUGGCUGAGCAUCCCGGGGUAUUAGAUGUUAUAGUUGUGGGCGUUUCCGAUUAG
Messenger RNA from Colletotrichum lupini, 969 nucleotides. RefSeq names its product AMP-binding enzyme. The record is from RefSeq and is a predicted model, not a curated record. Lineage: Eukaryota; Fungi; Ascomycota; Sordariomycetes; Glomerellales; Glomerellaceae. The transcript has 2 exons. Bases 1 to 969 code for a protein of 322 amino acids. Gene Ontology annotation, molecular function: CoA-ligase activity.